Molecule: messenger RNA, 1524 nt
Organism: Cordyceps fumosorosea ARSEF 2679
Lineage: Eukaryota; Fungi; Ascomycota; Sordariomycetes; Hypocreales; Cordycipitaceae
Product: BTB/POZ fold protein
Exons: 6
Coding region: 1-1524 (507 amino acids)
Source: RefSeq, a predicted model, not a curated record
AUGAAGCUCUGGCAAUCAACCAACCCCAACGGCCGUUUUGUCGGACAACAGCACCUCACAGAUACCGGUGCCCUUUUCUUGCGUGUUUUCGCCGUCGCACUGUUGCCGGGAAAACCGUACCUCCCAUUGUCCUCCCGAGCCAUCGCUGCGCCGUCCCCGGAGUCAGUUGAGACUUUGGUGCACCGCGAGCGCUGCGCCGCCGCCACCCACGAGAGUGCCAGCAAGGGAGCGUCCUCCCCCGACCACGACGCCGUCGAGCACUCGCCCCCCCCGCCGCAGUAUCCCGUCUCCGAAGCUUCGUCUUCGUCCCGGCCGCCGCCCUUCUCCUCGCUCUUCGCGUCGGCAGAGCUCUCCCCCGAGCGACCGGCCCGUAAGUUCCAUCCUGCCGUCGUCAGCCUAGCCGCUGCCUCUGCUUGCGAGGAAGCCACCGCCUCGGGCUCCGUCGCUGCGCCGGCCUACUCGUCCAGCCUCGAGGAGUCUACGCCGUUUGACCCCGACCAAGGCACCGGACGAGCGUUUCAGGACCCUGUCCAGGAGACCAAACGCGCGCUCCCCAGCGAUACCAAGGCCGAAUCUAGCGGCAAAGACGACGACGCGGAACCGCCGCCGGCAUAUUCUGAAGAAGGAGACAGUCCCCUUCAAUCAUUUACAUAUCUAAUGGCUGCCGCCGGAGGAACGUCGAGUAUUAUUACUCAGGUCCAGCAGGGUGGACCGUCCAUCAACGCCAUCGGAGAUGUCGGCGCUGAUGAGACUAUUGUGAUGGACCUUCGUGGUACCCGAUUUGUGCUAUCCAGAGAUGAGCUGCUUACCCUCCCCGAAUUUGUAUUGCUGUCUCUUUUCCCCAAUGGGCUCUUCCCAGAGGGCCAUAUGGGUGGCCCCAACGAUGAUGCGGUGCAAGUCGACUAUGACCCCGUUUCUCUUCAAUAUAUGCUGGACUUUUUCCGUGAUGUUGCACAGUCGAUACCCAUUGACUCGGAGGGCACGUCCAACGAUGGAGACUCGCACGGACUAGACUCUCGCGAUGACGCAUCGAAGCGGGCUGGUAUCAUUGUUCUUAGAGAAGAUCUUGAUUUUUAUGUCAUUCCUCCCAAAGCAGACAUUACGCAACAAGACAUGAUCAAAGUCAAGAGGGCUGCAGCGCAGGCUCUCCAAAAGCAAGACGGUAUCUUUUCUGGGCUGAAGCGCAGUGACGAGCCUGGAACCACUGAGGCACAUCUUAUUGAGAUGCUGACUGCUGGUGGUUUCAAUCACGACGACUGCUGGGGCCAUAGAGCCGGCGAGCCCAACAAGGCCGUCAUUUGUAGCCUGGCGCUGACCCGACUGAGAAGUGACAUUCGCGGGAGCGACUUGGGAAACAACGCAAUGGGGAUGGCCCAGAAGCUGCUCUUGUUCUGGCGCAAACCCGCGAGACGAUGCUGGUGGGAGGGCAUCGAGCUGGACAAUGUCGACGGAGUCGAGGGUCCUCUCAAAGUCUGGAUCCGACGCGUAUGGACGCUGGAGAUGUCUGUGAUUGGACUCCGGUAA